Ustilago hordei is the source of this 3639-nucleotide messenger RNA. Its product is annotated as putative GTPase/general translation initiation factor eIF2. The record is from RefSeq and is a predicted model, not a curated record. The transcript has a single exon. The coding region runs from base 1 to 3639 and encodes 1212 amino acids. NCBI's taxonomy places the organism in Eukaryota, Fungi, Basidiomycota, Ustilaginomycetes, Ustilaginales, Ustilaginaceae. Gene Ontology annotation, molecular function: GTP binding; GTPase activity; translation initiation factor activity.
AUGGGAAAGAAGAAGGGCGCCAAGAAGGGCGGCGCCGAUGACUUCUGGGAUGAAGCCGGCGAGACCAUCGGUAACAAUGACGACGAGGAGCAAGUUCCAACACAAAACACAAAGAGCCUCUUUGCUGCCAUGUCUCUCGACGACGGCGGCGAUGACCAGGACGAGGAUGAGGAUGUCCAGCCUGCCGCUCCUGCCAAGAAGGACAACAAGAAGGCCCCCAACGGCAACAAGUCCGACUCCAAACCCACACCGGAACCCACACCCGCUCCUGCCGCCGCCGCCGACGACGAUGAUCAUGACAACUACGGCUUGAUGGGUGCCAUCAAGACUGCCAACAAGAAAGGCAAGAAGGACAAGAAGAAAAACAAGAAGAACGACCAUUUUGACUUUGACGAGUUCGCAGAGGAUGUCAGCGGCAAUGCAGCUGCUCAGGCUGACACCCAAGUGGAUCUCUCCAGCAAAGCUCCUAUUCACGGCACUGUCGAUGACUUGCUAGAUGAAGAAUUCCCAGAAGACAAGCCCAAGAAGAAGGGAGGAGGCGCCCAAAAGCAAGAAAAGCAAGAAAAGCAAGACAAAGCUGACGAUGCUGAUGCUGAUGCCGCUGAGGAUGACGGUGCACCACGCAUCCUCACCAAGAAGGAGAAGGAGAAGCUCAAGAAGGAAAAGGAGAAGGCAAAGAAGAAGGCACAGGCUCAGGCAAAGAAGGCCGCUUCCGCCUCACAACCAUCCAAGCAGGAUGCAGCAGAUGAGGAUGACGAUGAGGAUGCCGCCGAUGUCAGCAAGCACGAUGAUGCAGCACCUGCAUCCACCGCCGGAGAGACUGCCGACGACAAGAAGAAAAAGAAGAAGAAGGGCGGCAAGGGUGCUGCUGCUGAACCUGCUCCAGCUACACCUGCCGCACCACCUUCCGGAAAGAAGAUCAGCCCUGCACUUGCUGCCCUCCAGGCCCGUAUCGCUGCUCAGAAGAAGGCUGAGCAGGAAGCAGAGCAGGCACGCCUUGAAGCUAUCCGUGCCGAACAAGAGCGUGAACGUCUCGAACAGGAAGAGGAGGAGCGCAAGGAAGCAGCUAAGCGAGCUAAGAAGGAGAAAGAGAAGGCCAAGAUCGAACAGCUCAAGAAGGAGGGCAAGUAUCUUACUCCUAAGCAGAAGGCUGAGAAGGCUGCCGCCGAGGCUAGGAUGCAGGCCAUGAUCCAGGCUGGUCACAUCAAGAUCGAGGGUCUCGAGAACCGCGAUGCAGCUGUCAAGCCUGCUCCCAAGAAACGAACCCUUGUCGACGACCGAAAGAAAAAGAAGGGUCCCCAGAAGCGAGAGGGUGGCCUUACCAUUCCUGAGCCAGUGACUGCUGAAUCUAAAGAUGAACAGGACGAGAAGCAAGAAGCUGCCGCCGAGGAGAAGACUGAAGAGCCUGUUCAGAAGGAGGCCGAGGUCGCCAAGGCUGAAGAGCCAGCCGAGGAGGACGAAGACGUCAAGGAUAGCUGGGAUGCCGAGUCUGAAGAUGAGCAUGUCAAGGACAGCUGGGACCUCGAGUCUGGUGACGAGAAGCCCGCCGCUGCUGCCAAGGCCAAGACAAACGGCAAAGAGGCGCCCAAGAGCAAGCAGGCUGCUAAGCAGGAGGAGAGCGACUCCGACCAAGAUGACGACGAUGAGGAAGACUCCGACGACAGCGACGAUGACAGUGACGAUGACAGUGACGAUGACAGUGACGAUGACUCCGAUUCUGAUAGCGAUCAAGGUCUCACCUCCGCUCAGCGUCAAGCUGUCGAGAAGAAGGCUGCCGCUGCUGAGCGUAGGAAGGAGCGUACCGAGCAGGCCAUGGCUGCCCGAAGCCGUGACGACCUUCGAUCGCCUAUUUGCUGUAUUCUAGGGCACGUCGACACAGGUAAGACCAAGCUUCUCGACAAGAUUCGUCAGACCAACGUCCAGGAGGGCGAAGCCGGUGGUAUUACCCAGCAAAUCGGUGCCACCUACUUCCCUACCGAGGUGCUCCAGUCCAAGACUGCAGUGCUCGACAAGGAUUCACCUUUCGAGUACAAGGUCCCCGGUCUUCUUGUCAUCGACACUCCAGGACACGAGUCUUUCACCAACUUGCGAACCCGUGGUUCCUCGCUCUGCAACAUCGCCAUUCUUGUGGUCGACAUCAUGCACGGUCUCGAGCCACAGACUCUCGAGUCGAUCCGACUGCUCAGGGACAAGAAGACGCCCUUCAUCGUCGCACUCAACAAAAUCGACCGUCUCUACGGCUGGCAGGCGACACCCAACGGUGGCUUCCGCGACAGUUUGGCAAAGCAGCAGCGCGCUACCCAGAACGAGUUCGAGGAGCGAACCAACCAGGUGCUCGUUCAGUUUGCCGAGCAGGGUCUCAACGCUGUCCUCUACUACGACAACAAGAACAUGGGCCGAAAUGUCAGUCUUGUCCCCACCUCGGCUCACACCGGUGAGGGUAUCCCCGACAUGCUCCGCUUGAUCAUCGAGCUCACACAGACACGUAUGAGCGAGAAGCUCAUGUACCUCUCCGAACUCGAGUGCACUGUGCUCGAAGUCAAGGUCAUCGAGGGUCUCGGUACCACCAUCGACGUUGUUCUCUCCAACGGUGUCAUGCACGAAGGUGACCGUAUCGUCGUCUGUGGUCUCAACGGACCGAUUGUGACACAGGUGCGAGCGCUACUUACACCACAGCCACUCAAGGAGAUGCGUGUCAAAGGUGCCUACGUCCACCACAAGACCGUCAAGGCCGCGCUCGGUGUCAAGAUUGCCGCUCCCGAUCUUGAAAAGGCCAUCGCCGGUUCCAGGCUGUUGGUCGUUGGACCUGACGAUGACGAGGAGGACCUCAAGGACGAGGUGAUGAGCGAUCUCAGUUCGCUCAUGAACUCGAUCGACACCUCGGGUCGCGGUGUCUGCGUGCAAGCAUCGACGCUUGGUUCGCUUGAGGCUUUGCUCGAAUUCUUGCGCGUCAGCAAGAUCCCUGUCAACGGCAUCAACAUUGGUCCCGUCUUCAAAAAGGAUGUGGUUCGAUGUUCUACCAUGCUUGAAAAGGCGAAAGAGUUGGCCGUCAUUUUGGCCUUCGAUGUUCCUGUCGACAAAGAAGCCGAAAAGCUCGCCGAAGAGUUGGGCAUCAAAAUCUUCACCGCCAAGAUUAUCUACCAUCUCGAAAACGACUUCACCAAGUACCACAAGGAGAUCAUGGACGGCAAGAAGAAAGAAGCCUCUGGCACAGCUGUCUGGCCAUGCCGACUCAAGACUAUUGCCUGCUUCGCCAAGCGUGAUCCCAUCAUUCUGGGAUGUGAUAUUAUCGAUGGCUCUCUGCGCGUCGGUACACCUCUUGCCGUUGUCAAGACGGAUCCUACUACAAGGAAGAAGACAGUCGUGCAUCUGGGUAAAGUGACUUCCCUCCAGAUCAACCACAAGGAGCGUGACGUUGUGCUCAAGAGGGACGUCGGUGGUGGUGUUGCUGUUAAGAUCGAGCACGCCGUUCACGAGUCGGCUAAGAUGUUCGGUCGACACUUUGAGGAAGACGAUGUGAUUAUCUCGCACAUCAGCCGUUCUUCCAUCGAUGCGCUCAAGGCUCAUUUCUGGGAUGGUGUCUCAACGGAUGAGAAGAAGUUGAUCAAGAAGCUCAAGGGCGAGCUUGAUAUUCCCUAA